CACCAGAGCCAAUUUGACGGAAGGAGCGGCGCGGCGGUGGCGGAGGAGAAUGGAGGCGGUGGUGUUCGUCUUCUCUCUCCUUGACUGUUGUGCGCUUAUCUUCCUCUCAGUGUACUUCAUAAUUACAUUGUCUGAUUUAGAAUGUGAUUACAUUAAUGCUAGAUCAUGUUGCUCGAAAUUAAACAAGUGGGUAAUUCCAGAAUUGGUUGGCCAUACUAUUGUCACUGUGUUAAUGCUCAUUUCAUUGCACUGGUUCAUCUUCCUUCUCAACUUGCCUGUUGCCACUUGGAAUAUAUAUCGGUUCAUUAUGGUGCCAAGUGGUAACAUGGGAGUGUUUGAUCCAACAGAAAUACACAAUCGAGGGCAGCUGAAGUCACACAUGAAAGAAGCCAUGAUCAAGCUUGGCUUCCACCUGCUCUGUUUCUUCAUGUAUCUUUAUAGUAUGAUUUUAGCUUUGAUAAAUGACUGAAGCUGGAGAAGCCGUAGUUGAAGUCAGCCUACACUACAGUGCACAGUUGAGGAGCCAGAGACGACUUAAAUCAUCCUUAGAACCAUGACCAUAGCAGUAUAUUUUUUCCUCUUUGAACAAAAAAUAUUUUUGCUGUAUUUUUACCAUAUAAAGUAUUUAAAAAACAUGAA
Molecule: messenger RNA, 639 nt
Organism: Balaenoptera acutorostrata (minke whale)
Lineage: Eukaryota; Metazoa; Chordata; Mammalia; Artiodactyla; Balaenopteridae
Gene: CNIH4
Product: cornichon family AMPA receptor auxiliary protein 4
Exons: 5
Coding region: 50-469 (139 amino acids)
Biological process (GO): endoplasmic reticulum to Golgi vesicle-mediated transport
Cellular component (GO): endoplasmic reticulum membrane; COPII-coated ER to Golgi transport vesicle
Source: RefSeq, a predicted model, not a curated record